AUGAUUACGACAAGCAUGGUGGAUUCAGAUGAAGACGAUGAUUCGUACGUCUGCCUGGGUGAAUGGAUUGGCCCUGCAUCGACAGAUGAACCUGCAAAGAAUCCCGUUUCUGUACAUGACUUGGAAGUCCGUGAUAGCCAAGGGAGGGUCCGUUUCCAUGGAGCCUUCACAGGCGGAUUUUCUGCUGGCUAUUUCAACACUGUUGGAACCAAGGAAGGAUGGAAGCCGUCAACCUUUGUAUCCAACCGUGAAAACCGGCAAAAACAGAAAGCUGCUGUUCCUGAAGAUUUUAUGGAUGAAGAGGAUUUUGGAGAACAUGGCAUUGCACCACGUCAGAUUGUCACAUCAGACAAUUUCAAGUCUGUGGAAUUACAGAGAAAGAGAACAGCUGUAGCAAGUGCCAUCACAGCUGAUAGCUUAUUGUCUGGCUUGGGCUCCACACUCUUGGACUUGAUUGUUCCAGAGAAACUGACGAUAGGUGUCAGACUGCUACGCAAAAUGGGUUGGAAAGAAGGUCAAGGUGUUGGGCCUCGCUAUGAGAAGCAUAAAAUAAAGAAGAAAAAGAAGUCAGAUGGUGCUAAAAUGUAUGGCUGCACAUUACCAGAUUCAGGUUCGGAAUCAGAGGCUUCUGAUGAGUAUGUUCCUGAAUCUGUAACAUUUGCUCCCAAAGAUAUUUGUCCCAUAUCCUUUGUCCCCAAAGACAAUGCACAUGGUCUUGGAUACAGUGGCAUUAACAUCAAGGCAGCUCUUCCCUCUGGUCAUAUUUCUCUCUUCUCAGAACCAUAUUCAACACCUCAGCCAAAAUCCCAUAAAAGAAAAGGAAUUCAAGGAGCAGCAUUUGGUGUUGGUGCCUUGGAGGAAGAUGAUGAUGACAUUUAUACAUUGGACAGUUUCUCAAACUAUGACCAGUCUAUUGGAGGACCUGAAGUUGAUGAUAAUCUGUUUGGCUGGACAGCCCCUGGCAGAAAUAAACCUGGGGAACAUUUGCCUUCUAAUUAUGUCGGAAAGAUACUUGAUGGAUUUACUUUAGCUUCUGCCCCUUUGCAUGCAAGAAAAGUCUAUUCUCUUCCUGUCAUACCAAAGGACUACAAGCCAUUCCAUGUAUUCAAAGAAAUCUCCUGUGAUUUAAAACCCUCGGUACCUGAUCAGAGGAACCAACAAUUAAAUGCCCACAGUCGAAGCAUUCUUCUUGGAGAAAUCAGCACUGAAGGCUCUGUUUUUGAUCUGCUCAAGAAAGAUGAUGCAAACCGACUUGCAAAACUCUCUGAAAGCAACCAGAAAACUUUCACAUUAAAUGAGAUAUCUAAGAAUCAAAUAGCAAACUGUGAUCUCCAAUCUGAGUCUAUUUCCACUACAGACAAAAGUCAUACAUUUACUCCUGCUGUUGGCAGUAGUACUUCUCCAAAAAGCAGUAUGGUUGCAGUUGAUCCAAAGCAAGAAGUUACCAUGGAGCAUGAUAAAUUAGAAAUUAAACCAUUCAAAAUUCAAACCACACAAUUGCCUCAGACCUCCAAUUGCCUUCAGGCUGGAUUCCAGCCAUUUGCCAAAGACCCUGCCAAACAGGAAAGAUAUGAUCGAUACUUGCUCCUCUUAAAACAUGGAAAGAUUGAUCCUUAUGAUGAUGUCAGUGCUGGAUGUGAAAUGACAGAAUGGGAACAAAAAAAGGAAAAGGACGAGUUCUUUCGUGCUGCUAAGAUAUUUAAACCGCUUAGUGGUCUUAUGGCAUCACGUUUCACUGCUGCUAAAUUCACUGAUGAAGACAGCUCAGCAGAAAUGCCUAUUGAUGAUUCAGCUGAUAAAGAUGACCUUUCUCGAGCAGCAGACAUGAAACUUUUUGGCAAGUUGACUCGGGAGACAUUUGAAUGGCACCCUGAUCAAUUGCUAUGUCGGCGAUUCAAUGUUCCUGAUCCUCAUCCAGGGUCUGGCAUCAUUGGAAUACCUAAGAUAAAAAGAGACAAAUAUUCAAUUUUCAACUUCCUUGAAGCAACUCAAUCUAAAGACAUCCCAGCAACCAGCAAACAAUCAGAGAAAACAAAAAUUUCCAGUGCUUCCGCUACUGCAUCUCCAAGUACAGUGUCUGCGUCAUCAACUACAAGUUCCAAAAAUACUGCCCACCAGGAUAAACCUUCCAUUUUUAGUCAUCUCAUGGAUCAUUUGCCAGCUGAAAGGAAACAAACUUUGCCUCCAGCUGCAGCUGACAAAUGUUCAGAAUCAAGUACUUCAACACAGUCAAUGUCAAAGACUGAGUCAGUCACUGAAAACAAGGAUGACGAACGCCCACCUCUGGAUCUGUUCAAGGCCAUAUUUGCUGACUCAUCCUCAUCUGAAGAUGAAGAAGAUGAAGUAAAAGAAGUCAAACCUAAGUCUGUUUCUGGUGUUGAAUCACAUAAUGGAAAGCUUAGUUCAGUUACCAUGACAACUGAGAAUAGUAUUAAAGACCUAACACAUUCGAGUGACAAGACCUCUUCUUUGAAAUCUAACCCCGAAACUUCAAUUCGGAGCAAAUUUUGGGAAUGUCUAUUGUCUAAUGAAAAGGAAGAAGCCAGCAAUGUAUCAGAGGAACAGCAGUGUCCAUUGGCAACAAAUCAAGAAAAAGACAGUAGCGAUGGAGAAGCUUAUGGCCCUGCCUUGCCACCGACAUUGACGUCAUCUGAAGGACAUAAAGAUGAAACGACGACUUGUCUUGAUAGCAAAUUGCUCUCUUUACUGAAAAGUCCAUCAGCAAAGAAACAUAAACACAAAAGUAAACACAAGUCAAAAAAAUCUAAAAAGGUGAAGCAUAAACAUAAAAAAGAGAAAAGACACAAAGACAAAAAGAAAAAGAAACAUUCUUCUUCAAAAAGAAAAGCCUCCUCUCUCUCUUCAUCGGCCUCAUCACCUUCGUCAUCCAACGUGUCUCCUGUGCAUAGAAAAAAGAAAAAUGUCUGA
Acanthosepion pharaonis is the source of this 2928-nucleotide messenger RNA. Lineage: Eukaryota; Metazoa; Mollusca; Cephalopoda; Sepiida; Sepiidae. The record is from the annotation of a GenBank genome assembly.